GUCUUUUCGGAUGGUUGUAAAACUGGCUCCUGCUAUUCACUGUUGGUAUUACUGAGUAUGAACUGCUGUCCACUGAGAUGCUGAUAGGAUUCGAAUCAGGUUCGAGCUGAUUUUUGGGGAUUACCGUUGGAUUAAAUGCGAGGAUUGUCAGCGGAAUACCAUUCACAGAUACGGGAAAGAAAAGCGCAAAUUGAAAACCAAUUUUCAGGAUAAUGAAUACUGUCAGUGCGGAUGGAGUGUGGCAAGUUGAGUGUGAUAGGCGAAUGUGAUAAAUCACCGUGCGUUCCCAUAGUCCUGUGUAUGUACAUACAUUUAUAGUGCAAGAUAGUGCUAAUGGAAUUUUGCGGAAAAUUGGUUCGUUACAUUGAAAGCAAGUGAACCGGAAAAUAGCUAGUGCCUGGUAAACGGUACCACCACCGGUUUUCUUCUCGGGAUUCAAAGUACAGUUCUCACAUGGAUUCGCGACCUCGGUCAACGGUAUGGUAAAUGACGAAACACGUGCAUGAGGUAUAAACAUCCUGGCUAAUGGUAGCGCUAAUGGAAAGCUAUAAAUAUAUACUGGAAGUAAAUAGUGUUAUUCUUUAAUAUCCGUGUCAUGUAUGAAUAGGAAAGCAACCGAGGACCAGAGCUCUAAUCGCCAGAGUCGGCAGCUUUCGUGGUGCUCGCUGAGGAUACAAUUUGUGGUAAUGUGGAAAACAAAUUUACAUCUCGUUUAGUUUAUUUGUUUGGUGACCCUUGUUGAGAUGAAGAAAUCCAUCGCUCACCUCGUUUGUUUGGAAAGGUUAACCUAGUUUGGUUGAAAAGAUACAAAGCUUUCUGAGGAUUUUUUUCUGUUUCGAAAAAGUUCCAAUUUACAAUUGUCACAAAUAACGUAUGUUAAUGAGGCGGUGAAAUUCUCACACCACGUACUUGAACUAUGUGUGUUGGAUACAAACAAAAUUUGUUCGCUCGCUAUUGCGACUGUUCGGGUCUGUGAAAAGUGUAUUUGAAGUGGACGUGAGUUUCGUGAUGGUGAAAUUUUUCCAGAAAGGUUCUGGUGUUGGUCGCAUGGUAUGAGGAAGAAGUAGAUAGUUUUUCAAAGGAGUUCAAAAGAGCACAUCAAGCACAACCCGUCAUCACUUGGGAGCAAAGUAUUCGCUGGGGCAGCACCGUGAGUAGACUCGUUGACACGUUCUGGACCGCAUGAAGAGUGACAGUAACAGCAGCGGCAAGGCGUGUUGUGUGGCGACGACGGUUGGUAAGCUCCGAAGAUGCUAUUGGAGCAACAUCGAGCUGAACAACGUGAUCCGUAAUAUUGUGAAAGCCGAUGCCUUGUGACUCCACUGUGUGUGCCCAUAAAUGUAUUCUACCAUCGUCUUGACGUAUGGCUAUGUACUACUAUGCAAGCAAAUUAUCAGCAGUAGCAUGCGGCACUCGUUGCCGACAAGGAUUAACCAGACGACAACGCAAUCGUAACGGCCGGCACCAGGGCAAGAAGAAGGACGAUGAAGAUUCCGACGAUAAUAACAAAGAUAAAAAGACCCUGUCCUCGGUGUUAUACGACAGCACAGAUGACACAAUCGUGAUAUCGGUGGAAGCAUUGGACAAACCAGAAGCCUGUCGUGAGAGCACUCCCACGUUCACGCACGCAGUCCUCGGCACCGGCGGAGUGAUGUACGGAAAUGGCAACAUUGUGUCCGGUCCGAUGGACUCGUUGAUUGAUCUGCUGAUGCCUGCCACCGCCGACGAAUUGGACCAGGAAUACGUUUUCUCCUUUCUGCUGUCGUGCCGAUUUUUCAUCCGAACACACGAGCUACUGGGGAAGCUGCUAGACACGGUUCCCGAGCCGGAACCGUUGGAUUGUCUCGUGCCCUUACUGGCCGUUUGGACCAAGAUGUUUCCGUACGAUUUCCGAGACGAACGGAUGAUGAAUCAUGUUAAACAUAUCGUAGCUAGAUGCGCUGACACCAAGUUAGCCGAAGUGGUGUCUGAACUAUUGUGUGCCUUGUUAGCUCGGCUAACUGAACUCGAGAAACACGAAGAUGAACUCAAACGCUAUCAAUCAAUCGCUGACAAUAAGACUGAAUCAAUAAAAUGGCCAAACGCUUCACAAUUAGCCCAAGUUUUAUGCAGAAUCGAACGAAACCUAGCGAAACAUGUUGGACCGGAGGAGUUUGUGCAGUGCAGUGCCAAUCUGCUGAAAGACCCCAACCGGGAGGAUUUUACCCCCAAACCCCACGGCUCAAGUGUACCCAUCGGUGGAGUAUCGCUAGAUGGGAAGAAAACUUGCAAUUUGGAGAGCUACUUGGAAUGGUCCGCCAAACUGCGACUGUUGGUAGCUAACGAAAUAUUGAAGUGCCAAAAUAUUCAGGACCGCAACAACAUGGUUGAGUUGUGGAGCGGGGCGGCACAGUACUGCCUUCUGGUAGGGAACUACAACAGCGCCACGGUCAUACUGGAGUCACUGGAUAUGCCGCCCAUCGCUAGAUUACAAAUCACGUGGAGUAAACUUUCGACGACGACCAGCCAACAAUUGGACUGCAUGCAACGUCACGCGGAAGGUUGCGGCAAUUUAUGGAGCAAACAAACGGAAAGUGGCACCGGUGUGAAUAAAAAGCGAAAACCAUCGCCUGCAUCAGCAUCCACGCCAUCCAUCUCCAAGUCAAAACCCAACGAGUGGGUGGUCGUACCGGUUUUCGUGGACAUUGUGAAACUGGCCCUAAAAUCCAGAGAGGACUGCUGCAUUAGGCUUCCUAACGGACACAUAAAUAUUGCAGCAUUCGAUCGGCUGGCCGCAAUCACUGGUGCGUUCACGAGGCACAUGUGCCAGGUCAAUCAAACACUGCCGGAUGUUGGCGAAUUUGUACACCUCUGCCAGUACAUGCAAUCGUGCAAACUGCUAAACGAAACAGAACUCAUGCUGGCAUCAUUCGAUUGCGAGGAGCCUACGAUAGCCGAGAAGGAACUGUACGAUGUUUCAUAGCAUCAUUGCCCAUAGAUUGGCAGUAUUUCGAUCGGGCCCAUCAGGACCGGGGAAACUAUUAGCAUAUAUACGCAGAUUGGAGGGCUGUUGUCCACCCAUUCACAGUCUUUUUGCGGCAAAAGGGAAGCUGCUGGUGCUGCGGCUGAUGGUAUUCCAAGAUUUUGCUUUUUCCUAUGACCGGGACGGGACGGCUUCGGUAGCAUCUGCUCGAUAGACGGUGCACCAGUAGCGGGUCGGGCCGAACUGGUUAGAGCAACGAGUUUUAAUAUGCCAAUAUAUAAUCAGGACGAGACAUGCACUCUCAGUAGCGAAGCAAUUCUACACUAAAGUAUGUGCAAACGAACAGAAAUGAAUAAAUAUUAGAAAUAUUUUGUGCUGCAAUUAAUUCAAUGAAAUGUAUGUGAUUAGCUUGUAACAAUAAUACAGCAAAAAAAAGUUUCCUGCUAGGUGAUUUGAUUCCUUUGAAAUAGUACAGCUGAUUCAUUCUCUCAAUUUAUAACAAACUAAGUUUGGCUUCUGGAAGUCAUUUGUGAAUGUUGAGCAUGAGCACGGAUCUGCCGCAAAAAGUUCAAGUUGUGCAAUCAAGAAUCUCGGAAAACGAAUUGUACCAAACCAAACGAAUAAUAAAGUGAGUAAUUAUGAAAUUAAUUGUAAUA
Messenger RNA from Malaya genurostris, 3618 nucleotides. Its product is annotated as ras-GEF domain-containing family member 1B. Lineage: Eukaryota; Metazoa; Arthropoda; Insecta; Diptera; Culicidae. Gene Ontology annotation, biological process: positive regulation of GTPase activity; Ras protein signal transduction. The transcript has 11 exons. Bases 1364 to 2962 code for a protein of 532 amino acids. The record is from RefSeq and is a predicted model, not a curated record. Gene Ontology annotation, molecular function: guanyl-nucleotide exchange factor activity. Gene Ontology annotation, cellular component: plasma membrane.